AGUACUAAGCACUUCAUGCCUACAGCAGAGCUAACAACAAAGAUACCCAGGACAAGGUUUUCUCCAACAACAAAAACUAUCAUGACUGCGACAACUUUGAAAGUGCACUUGCUACAACUAAGCUGCCAUUUUACAUGGGAUCUAAUAGAUGGUGAAAUUGAUGAAAUAGAAGAAAGACUGCAAAAUCAAUUGACAUAUUUAGUCAGCGAGAGGAAAUACAUGGUGUACAAUCUAUUGGCUUAUAUAAAACAUCUACAGAGUGAUUACACAGAAUCCAUUGCUAAUUUAAAUGAAGCAGAAAGGAAUUGCUUGUCUACAUCAAAUGGAACAAACUGCGAACUUCUGGUUAUUUAUGGUAACUAUGCCUGGGUGCACUACUACUUAAAUCAAUUAGAAGAAUCUCAACUGUACAUUGACAAAGCAAACAAUGUUUACAAAGAAUUAAAGCAAACAAAUGAUCCUAAAGAUAUCCCUGAAAUUUAUGGUGAGCAGGCAUGGUCUCUGUUGAAUUUUAACAAAAAACAUUAUGAAAAAGCCAAAGACUGUUUUGAAAAGGCACUCAAAGAGGCUCCACAAGAUCCUGAGUGGAACUCUGGUUACGCCACUGUAGUUUAUCGAUUGGAAGGUUUUCAAAACUUUAAAACUCCAGGUCUGAAAUGGGAAUCAUUAAAUCUGUUGAAACGAGCCAUAGAACUAAAUCGAAAGGAUUCAGUGAUGAAGGCACUUCUUGGUUUGAGAUUGCAGGACCUGAAGAGGACACAGGAAGGACUAAUAAAUAUAGAAGAAGCUCUGCAACAGACACCAAACCUUCCAUAUUUACUUCGCUAUGUUGCUAUAUUUUAUAGGAGAGCAGGGAUGAUUGAUAAAGCCCUUUGUGUUCUGAAAACAGCUGUGAGUUUAAUUCCUAAUUCAGGAUUUCAUCAUUAUCAGAUCGGCCUAUGUUACAGGAGCAAAAUGUCUGAAAAGAAAACAUUAGCAAAAUCAGAUUUUAAAAAUAUUAAAACAUACUCAAGGGAAAUACAGGAACUACUUCAGAAGACCAUAUUUCACUUCAAAAAAGGGUUGGAAUGUAAAAAAACACAUAUGUAUGCAUAUAUUGAUUUGGCCAACAUAUAUAUAGAGGCUAAUGAAUACAAAAAAGCAGAGGAAACAUUCCAGACAGUAUUGUCCUUUACAAACCUUACAGAUAAUGAAAAACAGCAAAUUCAUUUUCAUUAUGGUAAUUUUGAACAAUUUAAAAAAAAAUCUGAAAAAGAAGCUAUACGUCAUUACAAGGAAGCACUCCUCAUACCAGGCACUUUCUAUAAUAAACAAAGAUGUGAGCAGGAAGUGAAAAAACUGGCAGAGAGGAAGAUCACUAGAGACCCUACAAAUGCAUCUGGAUUCAGUCUGCUUGGGUUUGUUUAUAAAAUACAGCAAAAGUCAGCUGAUGCAAUUAAAUGUUAUGAACAGGCCCUGACAUUGGAUCCACAUAAUGAAGAAUAUUUAAGUAAUCUCAGUGAAUUGAAACUGGCAAUAUGAAGAAACUGCUGUGAGAUAAGCAAUAUGGACUUCAAUACAAACA
Molecule: messenger RNA, 1564 nt
Organism: Pelobates fuscus (common spadefoot toad)
Lineage: Eukaryota; Metazoa; Chordata; Amphibia; Anura; Pelobatidae
Product: interferon-induced protein with tetratricopeptide repeats 5-like
Exons: 2
Coding region: 16-1521 (501 amino acids)
Biological process (GO): defense response to virus
Cellular component (GO): cytosol
Molecular function (GO): protein binding
Source: RefSeq, a predicted model, not a curated record